Molecule: messenger RNA, 453 nt
Organism: Colletotrichum navitas
Lineage: Eukaryota; Fungi; Ascomycota; Sordariomycetes; Glomerellales; Glomerellaceae
Exons: 1
Coding region: 35-412 (125 amino acids)
Source: RefSeq, a predicted model, not a curated record
UCUCUCUCUCUCUCUCUCUCUCUGCACGAACGAAAUGGCUCCCUUGUUCUCUCUCUCUCUCUCUUUCUCUGCCUCUCUUCGUGGGAUUUUGUUCCAGUUACGGGGUCGUUGCGUAUGUGUUUGCCACCUCUUUGCAACCCCCCCUGGUGGUGCCAAAUCGCCGGGAUCCGCUCGGGACGUAGCGCGCUCAAGCGAUCGUGCGCCCGCUUGCACAUGGCAGCUUGUGGCGACGGGUGUGGCGCUCGUUCGAGGGGAAGGGGAGAAGGGGGGGGGCGCGCACACGCGCUUUUGCCGGCAAAGUCCCUGCGACUCAUGUCUUUUUGUGCUAUUUUUCGAACCUCACGAUGUCGAGUUUUCGAUUAUUAUUAUUUUUUAUAUUUUCUUUUUGGUGUCUGCAUUUUGCUAUGGAUAAAAAUGUGUGUGUGGAGAUGGGGAGGGGGGGGGUUAGAGGGG